This is a messenger RNA of Postia placenta MAD-698-R-SB12, 1620 nucleotides long. RefSeq lists its product as hypothetical. NCBI's taxonomy places the organism in Eukaryota, Fungi, Basidiomycota, Agaricomycetes, Polyporales, Adustoporiaceae. The record is from RefSeq and is a predicted model, not a curated record. Gene Ontology annotation, molecular function: ubiquitin protein ligase binding. Gene Ontology annotation, cellular component: cytoplasm. The coding region runs from base 1 to 1620 and encodes 539 amino acids. The transcript has 5 exons. Gene Ontology annotation, biological process: regulation of proteolysis; proteasome-mediated ubiquitin-dependent protein catabolic process.
AUGUCCGUGACGAAACAAGCUGCCUCGCCGUUCAAUAGGCCCACUGCGGAUGUCAUACUUCGCUCGUGCGAUGAAGUUAUCUUCCGCGUACACAAGCUCAUCCUGUCCGAGGCAUCAUCGGUCUUCGAGACACUCUUCACUCUUCCGCAACCGCCACCUCAGGAGACAGAAGACGUAGACGGGCUACCAGUGAUCAUCCCUGUGAUGGAAGCGGCGAUCAAAUACGAGGUAGAAGUGGCACGGGAGCUGUGUGCGAAGACCCUUGUCCAACCCAACUUCUUGAAAAGUGAUCCCUUCACUGUUUUCGCCAUCGCCUACCGUUUCAGACUCUCCCACGAGACCCGCCUCAUUGCCAAAUCCGCUCGGCGCUUCAGCGAGCUACCCAAGGAUUUCCCUGUCGCUCGGAUCGAAACAUUCCCUGCGAAGGCUUUGUGGGUACUCAUGGAGUAUCGUACCGAAUGCCAGAGAAUUAUGCACCGCUUUGGCGAGAACAAUGAGGGUAUGGCUGACAAUGAACUGGAAGGCCUACGAGGACCAUUAUAUACCCCCUGUUACCGCUGCGAUCCACAUGGUGACUGUGAUACUGUCAACCUCGACGUUUAUCGCCAUGACCUUCAAGGGCACCUACAAGACAAGUUCCAUAAUGACGACCCAGAUGAUCCCGACUCACUGGUCAGGUCGUUGGUUCGAGUGGCUGCAGAGCAACAUCCUUGUCGAACUCUCACUUGGCUUUUGACUGGUGAAGUGUUGCGCUCCGUUGACGGAGUCGACUUCAGAGUGCACAAAGCCAUUCUCGCCGAAGCGACCCCUGUCUUUGAAGCUAUGUUCGGCCUCCCUCAGCCCCCGGCAGAGUCAUUCGAGGCCGUGGACGGUGUACCAAUCCUUCACUUCACGGAGCCAUCCCGCACCCUGGACUUGCUACUGCGCAUCAUCUACCCGAUACCCGACCCCGCAUUCGCCGAUUCAGAAGACGCCGGCCUGGUGUUCGAAGCUGCGCGCAAGUACGACAUGGAAGAGGCGAUGUCUAUCACUCAGAAGGCGCUUCUAGCAUUCGUGGACGCCGACCCGUUCGUCGUCUACGCUAUUGCAUACUGUCUUAGGCUGCGCGAAGUAACUUGCGCAGCAGCGAAGGCAACUCUACGCUUCUCCGCGCCUCCCGGUACAGAAACACCCGCCGUUCUCUGGAGGCUCCCAGCUGCUCCAUACCACGCGCUCUUGGUGUACCGCUCCCGAGCAGAUGAAUUCGCGCGGCGCUUCGCCGCAGAAGCAGCGUUCUGGCUGGAGCAGGAAGAUCCACGAAUCCUCCUCACACACCAUAUCUGCCUACAGCGUGGCUCGGAACUCGGUGGACACCACGUACAGAACUACGUGCCAAAUGCGCCGUUCGAUCUCCAGGCAUACCAGGCGGAUCUCGCGCAGCUGCUCGCUGAGAAAGCUUGCGGUGACUCUGAAGUGUGGCAAAUACUGUUUAGCAACACACGCGUUCGGCUCGCGGCGCAUAAGGACCCGUGCAGCAAGUGUCGAGCAGAGAAGUUCGAGAGGUUGAAGGCCUGUCACCAGGAUGUCCAACAGAGGUUCACCGCGCGCCUGUCCGAAGUCGAGAUUGAACUAGACUUUUAG